AUGGCUACUGCUGGUGUGGAAAAUCUAGUUACUUUGUUAUCUCAAAGAGAAGCUCCAAGUAAAGUCAAUAAUAAAGCAGAAAAAGAAUUGAAAACCUUUGAUCCAAAAUAUUCUGUUGGUAUUGAUGUUUUGCCUUUGCAAACCCAAAAUUUGAAGGCAAAGAAUGGUGAUGUUUUUAAUUUGUUGCUUGUCGGAGAAUCAGGUUUAGGUAAAACUACAUUUGUUAAUACUCUUUUUGGUACUUCACUUUUACCAAGCGUCUGGCAUAACGUGGAAGAAAUUACCCCAAAUGUUAAAUUUGAUAAAACAACAAGUAUUGUUCGCCAUACUGCUCAUUUGACCGAAGAUGAUUUUAAUUUGGAUUUCACUGUGAUUGAUACCCCAGGAUUUGGUGACUUUGUUGAUAACAGUUUUGGUUUUGUUCCGAUUACAAAUUAUAUUGAUGAUCAAUUAAGAUUAUACAUGUUUCAAGAAGAACAACCUAACCGUACAAAAUUGAAAGAUAAUAGGGUUCAUGCAUGUCUUUAUUUCAUUAAACCAACAAGUAAAGGUCUUUCUCCAUUAGAUAUUGAGGCUUUGAAACAUAUUUCUAACAGAGUUAACUUAAUUCCAAUCAUUUCUAAAGCUGAUAGUUUAACCCAUAAUGAAUUAAAAGAAUUGAAAAAAACCAUCAAGGAAAUAGUUGAAGUUCAGAACAUUAAAAUUUGUGAAUUUAUCGAAGACGAAGAAGUCAAAAAGGAUAUUUUGAAGAAUAUUCCAUAUUCAAUUAUUGGCUCAGAAUCAGUUGUAAUCAAUGAAGAUAAUAAUACCACAAUUAGAGGUCGUAAAUAUAAAUGGGGUAUUGCAGAAGUUGAAAAUGAAAAACACUGUGAUUUUAUUAAAUUAAGAGAUACACUUAUGGCUAAGAAUAUGGUUGAUUUGAUCUCAAGUACUGAAUCUUAUUAUGAGAGUUGUCGUAAUAAACUUGCCAAAACUAGAAUCAAACAGGCAAGAGAUACUUUGGAAGACAAUGAAUCAAUUAAGCAUUUAAAUUUUGAUGACCCUGAUAAAAAUGGUUUACAAAACCAAAAAAUAUUAUCAAAAUUCAAUAAGCCAUUUGUUGAUGAAUUAGUCAUUGAAUGGAGUCCAAUUUUCAUACAACAACAAUUAACUCAAAAGAAAAAAUUUACACAAAUUGUCCAAUUUGAAGAGAAGAAGUUUAAAGACUGGAAGAAGGCUUUAUUUGCAAAGCAAUCCACAUUCAAUGGUGAAAUUGAAGAGAUUCACCAACAGAUUAAAUCAUUAAAUAAUAGUAUUACAUUGUUGAAACAUCCAAUCAAGGAUGGUGAAGAUGAACAAGUUGAUGUUGGUGAAUUAACUGAUGGUGAAGGUGAAAAUGAUGAAAUUUUUGACUUGUCAAAGAAAUCGGAAAACUUGAAUAUUGAUGAUGAAUAG
This is a messenger RNA of Hansenula ciferrii, 1434 nucleotides long. RefSeq names its product septin SPR3 (gene SPR3). Bases 1 to 1434 code for a protein of 477 amino acids. Gene Ontology annotation, cellular component: septin complex; septin ring; cell division site. Gene Ontology annotation, biological process: cytoskeleton-dependent cytokinesis. Gene Ontology annotation, molecular function: GTPase activity; molecular adaptor activity; GTP binding. The transcript has 2 exons. Lineage: Eukaryota; Fungi; Ascomycota; Saccharomycetes; Phaffomycetales; Wickerhamomycetaceae. The record is from RefSeq and is a predicted model, not a curated record.